ACCAGAAUGGAUAAUCGUCAAUUCUUUAAUCAUAUAAUUAAGAAUAUUGACGAUGUUUUUGGUAAAAUAGAAAAUCACAGCUGUGAAGAAAAUCCCAUAUUUAAAACAGAGCAAGGCAAAUAUUUAGCAGAAAACCUAGCAGAUCCCUUGAUCAAAGCUUUAACACAAGUUGCACAAAAACGCCCACAAGAUCCCCUACAAUAUUUGACAAAUUACCUGCAAACAUUUGUGGCACAGCGUAAUACAAACGGACGCACAGUAGUACAGGCGGCUAUCCAUUCAGGCAGUAGUCACACCGAUUCAACAGCCCUGGCGGUCAAUUCAGAAAAUGAUUCCCCCGAAGAAAAACAAAUUAUUCCAACAUCGCGAAUGAAUGGUCACGUGACGCACGAUAAAUCAGAGGAUAUAGAAACCGAACAACAACUUGACGAUGAUGAUACUGAUGAAGCUGAAGCUGCAUUAUCCAAACGUCUAGAAGAACGAGAUGAACAUGGCCAGAGUAUGUUACAUUUUGCCAGUGCUCGAUCACAUCGUCGUGGUGGUCUGCUACAAUUAAUUGAGGAAUCGAAAGUCGAUAUAACAUAUCGUGAUGAGUUGUAUCGAACGGCUCGAGAUGUUGCAUUGCAGGCGAAUCAAGUCGUCAAUGCCAAGGAUAUUGAUCGUUAUUUGAUAUCGUUGGCAGUUGUUGGUGAUGUAAAACCCUUCGAGUAUUUUGCCAUUGCCGGAUAUGAUCACAUCAUUGACGUUAUGGAUGAUGACAAGACAAUUAUUGAAGUAGCCGAGACGAAGGGUCACACGGAAUUGGCAACUUACUUACGUACAAUACGUCCUAUGGAGGAAAUGCGCGAAGAACUUCAUCAAAUGAUUCGUGAUCAUAAAGUGGAUCGAGUUAAAGAAAUUGUGGCUGGACCAGAAGGCAAAUGGUUAUUAAUGGCUAGAAAUUAUUAUGGAAGAACAGCCCUCCAUAUAGCCAUAUUAAAAGAAGACGAAGAACUGGUGGAACAUUUCGUCAAAAUCUGUCCGGAGGCUUUAAAGAUUGGUGAUAAUUUGGAACGUUCACCCCUACACUAUGCCAUGGGUACGAAUUUGGUCGAAAGCAUUAGUCGAAUACUGAUACAAAAUGGAGCUAAGCGUACAAAUAAGGAUUUAAAGGGUCGUCAACCGAGUUAUUAUUUUAUGAACAAAGCUGAUAUUUUGCGUUUGCAAGAGGAGGAGGAUGAAAGUCGUUAA
Messenger RNA from Musca vetustissima, 1230 nucleotides. RefSeq lists its product as uncharacterized. The transcript has 7 exons. Lineage: Eukaryota; Metazoa; Arthropoda; Insecta; Diptera; Muscidae. Gene Ontology annotation, molecular function: protein binding. Bases 7 to 1230 code for a protein of 407 amino acids. The record is from RefSeq and is a predicted model, not a curated record.